Molecule: messenger RNA, 3353 nt
Organism: Trichogramma pretiosum
Lineage: Eukaryota; Metazoa; Arthropoda; Insecta; Hymenoptera; Trichogrammatidae
Product: dnaJ homolog subfamily C member 2
Exons: 7
Coding region: 462-2792 (776 amino acids)
Biological process (GO): 'de novo' cotranslational protein folding; regulation of translational fidelity
Cellular component (GO): cytosol
Molecular function (GO): Hsp70 protein binding; ribosome binding
Source: RefSeq, a predicted model, not a curated record
CAGUUGAAAAUCUUCACGAGGUACAUCUGAAAUGUGUUCUCUCCCCGCCUACGGCCUGCGCUGCUGCUCGCCGAAAAAUCAUACGAAGCGCGUGUGCACUGCACGUUUUUUCGAGGCUCAUAGCUUAGCCUAGCUUCUUCAGCUGGGCAGGGAUAUAUAUAUAUAUAAAAAUUCUCGUGGUUUAAUAUUACGGACUAUAAUAUACUCGGCGGAGACUGCGUGCGCGCGCGAGUGUCUAGUUCUGUUACACGGCCCGAAAAUUGAGAUUACUCGUGCCUCGACUCUCCGACGGUGCAGAGCCCCGACAGAGACGGAUCUCGUUAUAAUCUUCCCUCCUCUUGCUGGCUGACACGCGAGAUUAUUCUCAGAUAGGCAGCAACACUCGAGUCGGACUUCUGUUGGCUCUAUCUCUCUCUUUCACGACGACCCUAUAGAGGAUUUACCUUUUAAUUUUUGGGAUUAUGGCAAAGAGCGAGGAUCAAUGCAUCAUGAAGCCGUCCAAUCGUAGGAAGAAUAGGAGCAAUAAGAACAAUUCCAAAAUGGAAUUGCCAACCACACAAGCAUUAGUUGUUUAUGUUUCUCGUGAGGAUUGGAUUAAAUCUGUACUUGAAGGAAAGGGUGGAAGGGUCCACAGCCCUGUACAUGUACAUAAAGUAGAGAGCGUAGUAGAAGAAGAAGUAGUAGAUUACACUAAUUAUAAAUUUGAAGAUGACAUCCUUUAUUUAAGAUCUCUCGAUCCUAAAGAAUGGAAGGAACAGGAUCACUACGCUGUUCUUGGUAUCAAAGAACUCAGACAUAAAGCUACAGAGGACGUUAUCAAACGUGCGUACAAACACAAAAUUCUGAAACAUCAUCCUGACAAAAGGAAAGCUCAGGGAGAAGAAAUCAGAGAAGACGAUGAUUACUUUACUUGCAUAACAAGAGCUUGGGAAACCCUUGGUAAUCCAAUUAAGAGGAGAAGUUAUGAUAGCGUUGAUCCUAAGUUCAAUGAUGCCUUACCCGAAGAAAAAGCUGCUAAAGAUAACUUUUAUGUUGUUAUGACAAAAGCUUUUAAUGAUAAUGCUAGAUUUUCUAAUAAACAACCAGUUCCAAAAUUGGGUGAUCCUUCUACUCCUAGAGAACAAGUGGAGAGUUUCUAUUUGUUCUGGUAUGACUUUGAUUCCUGGCGUGAAUUUUCUUAUGAGGAUGAAGAGGAUAAAGAAAGCGGUCAAGACCGUGAAACACGCAAAUGGAUUGAGAAGAAAAACAAACAAGUCCGUUUGAAAAAGAAAAAAGAGGAAGGAGUUAGAAUCCGUACUUUAGUAGAUAUGGCUUACAAUUUAGAUCCUAGAAUACGUGCUUUCCAACAGGCAGACAAAGAAAAAAAAUUAGCUAUUAAACGUGCCAAACAAGAAGCAGCUCGGGCUCGCCAAUGGGAGGAAGAACGAGAAGCCCGAGAAGCUGCUGAGAAAGAACGUAUGGAAAAAGAGAAGAAAGAGGCUGAAGAAAAAGCAAAGGCCAUCGAAGCAAAGAAGGAGCGUGAUGCUUUGAAAAAUGCACUUCGCAGAGAGCGCAAAGCUUUUAGAAAUAUUUGCAAGGCUGAAAAUUACUUUACACAAGACACAGAGGAAAUGAUAAAACACAUGGAGAACGUGGAAAAAGUUUGUGAACUCUUCAAACAUACACACCUCGCUGAAGUGACCAAAUCGAUCACUGAAGAGGGCAAACCAGCUUUCCUUCGAGUUAUGCAGGAGGUCGAGGAGAAAAUUGAAGCGGAAAGACGCGCUCCUUUCGGCCAAUCUGACAGUAAAAACUUGUUGGACAAGCAGGUGAAAGCUCACACGGCCCCUUGGUCCGAGACGGACCUGCAGCUGCUGAUCAAGGCCGUGAAUCUGUUCCCGGCCGGGACGAAUCAGCGCUGGGAGGUCGUGGCCAACUUCAUCAAUCAGCACAGCGGCAACGCCGAAGUGCGCCGCGAGGCCAAGGAGGUGCUGGCCAAGGCCAAGGACUUACAGUCCACGGACUUCAGCAAGUCGAGUCUGAAAGAGCAGGCCAACAAGAAGGCCUUCGACAACUUCAUCGCCGAGAAGAAGCACAAGGACGUGGACGAGCGCAUGCCCGCCGUCACCGAGCGCAUCGACAAUCCUCUUCAGAAUGGCAAGCCAAGCAGAGAUGAAAAGAAAAAAGCAGCCGCUGCUCCGGCUGAGAAAUCAGCGAAAUCGACGACGACGACGACCACUGCCAAAGUGCCGGUUAAGGAACCCUCGCCAGCCAAAGAACCCGCCGCCGUGAUAGCCAAGGAGUCAGCAGCAGCCACGACGACAACGACAAAAGCAGCCCCACCAAAGUCCGAUAAGCCCGUCCCAAAGCCAGCGAAGGUGGUGAACGCGGUGGCACCGACCCCUAAGGAGCAGCCACCGACGACGCCGUCAAAGAAGGAAUCGUCUCCUCCGAAAAAAGUGACACUCGUCAAUGGACCGAGCUCGCAACAGGCAGCAGCAACGGCAUCGACGAAACCCGUGGCAACGGUGGCUCCGAUGUCAGCCGUCGUCAACGAUGCUACCUCGUCUGCGUCGACGACGACGACAACGACGACGACGACGACGGCGAACAACAAUGCCCCGUGGACGCCUACGGAGCAGAAACUCCUGGAGCAAGCCUUGAAAACUUACCCGGCCACCGUGUCGGAUCGUUGGGAUCAAAUAGCCGCCUGUCUGCCUUCGAGAACGAAAAAAGAUUGCAUGCGCCGAUACAAGGAAUUGGUCGAAUUGCUAAAAGCAAAGAAAGCAGCGGCGAACUUAAACAAAUCAUAAUGACAUUGUAGUUAGAUAAAAUCACGUUGAAAAAUGUCUUCUUGACGUGAUUACAUUAUUAAUUUUUGCAAAGAAAAAAAAAAACUAGAAUAUUUCAAUUAUUACAAACUGGUCGGCAUUAACUUUCAGUACUAACGCAUCUGCAAAGGGCAAUGUUUUUCCAGAUUGACUUGAUUUUUAUUGACAACUAUUUUUGAAGAAAAUAAAAUAAUAAAUAAUAAAUAAUAAUGAUAAAUAAAACAAAUACCUAGGAAGAGUUCGCGAGCAAUUGAACUGUGACGCCGAGCUUUUGUGAAAUAAAUAAAAUAAUUUUUAGUAACAAAGUGAUCUUUAUGAUACAAAAUAUUGAGUUUAGUUUUUAAUAUUGAAGAACUGUAAAUCUUUAAGGAUGAAAGCAAUCGCCGUUGGGGAGGAGAGUAAAUUAUUCAAUGUUUUUCAAUUUUUACUUCUGUCGUUUAUUAUAAUAGAAUGAUUGUAACUAAUGUAUUAUAACAAAAUUGAUGCUAUAAGAUGGCAGAUCUAAUGAUAAUGAUUAAAUCAAAUUGUUUGAUAGCAAAUAAA